This is a messenger RNA of Mirounga angustirostris (Northern elephant seal), 3635 nucleotides long. RefSeq names its product zinc finger protein 709-like. NCBI's taxonomy places the organism in Eukaryota, Metazoa, Chordata, Mammalia, Carnivora, Phocidae. Bases 472 to 2229 code for a protein of 585 amino acids. The record is from RefSeq and is a predicted model, not a curated record. The transcript is spliced from 5 exons. Gene Ontology annotation, biological process: regulation of transcription by RNA polymerase II. Gene Ontology annotation, molecular function: DNA-binding transcription factor activity, RNA polymerase II-specific; RNA polymerase II cis-regulatory region sequence-specific DNA binding. Gene Ontology annotation, cellular component: transcription regulator complex; chromatin; PcG protein complex.
GUCCGUGUUUGUGAAGAAGGGUCACGGACCUCGGCGAGAACAGGUCGCAGCCACUGCCCAAGCAAGGUCGGCUCAAAGACGUGACCCCCGGCCUGCUGUCACUCAGGCGGGCGGGGGCGGGGCCGUGCGAACUGUCCAAUCAGGGGAGUCGCCGGAACCGUACGUGCGGGCGACGCGCUGUGGACGGCGGGGACUGUGUGCCGUCGCUGCUGUCCGGCCGAGGUUCGCGUCCCCUCUCGCUGUCCGGAGAGGCUUCGGGAGCUUCCGCCACAUCCUCUGUGGCCGUGGCCUCCGCCGGCCACGGCAGUCGUAUGGUGGCUCGACCCGCCACCCCAGAAAGCGAGCAAUGGCCUCCUGGACUCUCAUGUUUGGUGAUGGGACUAGAAGAAAAAGCUUCCAGUUCUUCAUUGUGUUUUAUUCAUUAAAACCUCAUGCAGAUUUGACCCCGUACAUCAUGGAGUGCUGAGUUAAAUGGACUCAGUGACCUUUGAGGAUGUGGCUGUGAACUUCAGCCUGGAAGAGUGGGCUUUACUGGAUUCUUCGCAGAAGAAACUUUACAGAGAUGUGAUGCGGGAAACCUUCAGAAACCUGGCCUCAAUAGAGAAAAAAUGGAAAGAUCAUGACACCGAAGAUAGGUACAAUACCCAGGGGAGACGACUAAGAAGUCAUAUGGUAGAAAAACAUUGUGAAAGCAAAGAGGGUCAUCAGUGUGGAGAAACCAUCACCCAGACUCCAGAUUUUAAUCUGAACAAGAAAACGCCUUCUGGAGUAAAACCACCUGAAGGUCAUCAGUGUGGAGAAACUAUCACCCAGACUCCAGAUCUUAAUCUGAACAAGAAAACGCCUUCUGGAGUAAAACCAUGUGAAUGUAGUGUGUGUGGAAAAGUCUUUGUGCGUCAUUCGUCCCUUAAUAGGCACAUCAGAUCUCACACUGGACAUAAGCCAUAUGAGUAUCACGAAUGUGAAGAGAAGCCAUAUAAGUGUAAGGAAUGUGGGAAAGCCUUCAGCUACCGCAAGUCUGUUCACAGACAUGAAAGGACUCAUACUGGAGAAAAACCCUAUGAAUGUCAGGAAUGUGGGAAAGCUUUCACGUGGCUCACAACUUUCCGAAGACACAUGAUCACUCACACAGGAGAUGGACCUUACAAAUGUCAGGAAUGUGGGAAAGCUUUUAGUUGUUCUACUUCAUUGCGAACACAUGAAAGGACUCACACUGGAGAGAAACCCUAUCAGUGUAAACAGUGUGGGAAAUCCCUCCGGUCUCCUCUGGGUUUGCGAAUACACGAAAGAAAUCACACUGGAGAGAAACCCUAUGAAUGUAAGCAGUGUGGUAAAGCCCUCAGUUGUCCCAGUUCCUUUCGAAGACAUGAAAGGACUCACACUGCAGAGAAACAGUAUGAAUGUAAACAGUGUGAGAAAACCUUCAGUUCUCCUCUAGGUUUGCGAAUACAUGAAAGAAUUCACACAGGGGAGAAACCUUAUGAAUGUAAGGAAUGUGGGAAAGCCUUUAUUUCUCUGUCAAGCAUUCGAACACACAUGAUCACACACACUGGAGAUGGACCUUAUAAAUGUAAGGAAUGUGGGAAAGCCUUCAUUUGUCCCAGUUCCUUUCGAUCUCAUGAAAGGACUCACACUGGAGAGAAACCCUACGAAUGUAAACAGUGUGGUAAAACCUUCAGUUGGCCCAGUUCCUUUCGAAUACAUGAAAGAACUCACACUGGAGAGAAACCUUACGAAUGUAAGGAAUGUGGCAAAACUUUCAUUUAUCGCACAACCUUUCAGGGACACAUGAGAAAGCACACUGGAGAGAAACCCUAUAAAUGUAAAGAAUGUGGGAAAGCCUUCAUUUCUCCCUCAAGUGUUCGAACACACAUGAUAAUGCACACUGGAGAUGGACCUUAUAAAUGUAAGGAAUGUGGGAAAGCCUUCAAUUUUCCCAGUUCAUUUCGAAUACAUGAAAGAACUCACACAGGAGAGAAGCCCUAUGAAUGUAAACAAUGUGGUAGAGCCUUUAGUUGUUACACAUCCUUUCGAACGCAUGAAAAAACUCACACUGGAGAAAAACCCUAUGAGUGUAAGGAAUGUGGAAAAGCCUUUAUUUAUCGCACUACCUUUCGAGGACACGUGAGAAUGCACACUGGAGAGAAACCAUACAAAUGUAAAGAAUGUGGAAAAGCCUUUAGUCGUCCCAAUUCAUUUCGAAGGCAUGAGAGAUCUCAUACUGAAUAGAAACCUCUUGAAUGUAAGCCGUGUGGGAAAAACAUCAAUUGACCUUCAUCCUUACAUGUGAAAACCCCCACUGGAAAGAAAUCCAACAAAUAUAAGAAACCCUGAUACAAAUUAAUCCAUGUAUAAUGUUCCAGAAAACUGUAACACGAAUCAUUAUAAAAGUUAGAAAUACAUGAUCAGUGCCUCAUUCUUAAAGUGGAUCUCUGGACUGUGGAUAUUUACUACUUUCAAAAAUGAACACUGAGGUGAGAUAAUUCUGUAAGUACUCUUAUUACUGUUUAAAGAUUAAUAGAUAUUUGUUUUCUCCUUAAAUCAGUUGAUAACAUUUUUCUCUUUCCAUUUUGGAGUUUGUUUGAUCCAUGGGUGUAUUGAAGUGGUUUCUAAAUGUGCAAGUAGAUUUAAUUUUUAUAUAAUGUUUUAAUUGAAUUAUCGAUAAAUGAUGCUUUGGUAUUUUCCUACUGGCCUCCUGUGUCAGCUACUGGAUAUCCAUUAUCCAUCAUAUAUUCCAUCUUUCUUGGGAGAAAACCAAUUCUUGUUUUGGCCAGAAGAGACUUAAUUCCAUUUUCCUUGCUAAUAAAAAGAUGGCAUAAAUUUGUAAAUACACAGAGUGCAUUAAGUAUUGUCUGAUCAGUUAAUUCCAUCUUUUGGCCUUUGCCAUUCCUUCUGGCUGAGAUUUGAAUAAUCACCUUUGCAUUAAGACAGACCAGUCACUGGAUAACAAAAUGUAGAAUUGGAGAUGGCACUCCUAAAUUGUGUUUUGUUACCUGGGUAAUGUGACAUUUUCUAGAAUCUGUUUCCUUUGUGAUUCUAUACCUGUAGCCUCACUUGUGUGAGAUUUGAAAGGCAGGAGCACAGGAGGCAUCAGGUUUCAGAGCCACCAGACAGAGCUGUACAGGAGCUUUGAGGAUCCCUGCUUGCAGCCUAUUUUCCUGAUCCCUUGCCCUCCUAGUCAAGAGUGUCCUCAAAACCACAAUUAACUGCUCGACUUCAUUUCUCAGAGGUGUAGGUUUCCACAUAUACCUUCACAAGUUCGGCAUCAAAGAUCCAUCACAGUUUGGAUUUUCCUGCCAUCCCUCAAGUGUCCACCAGGCAACUAAUCUGAACUUUCAUGGGUGGGAGUACUCUCUGGUGCUCAGACUCUCCUCUGUAUCGUAUUCAUUUAAGGUCUAAUUUGUGUAGUAAAUACCUUGUUUUGGUAAUACUGCUAGUGACCAUGUACUCCUGAUUCCACUGUGAGUGCUACAGUGACCAAAAGAACCACUGUGGACUUUGUUCCUCGGCUGCAGCUACUGCUGACCCCUCCCUCCUGUCAGGCGGGUUUGCUCACCGCUGUGCGUCAUUCCUCGGUAUAUUUUCAAGUAUGGUUGAUUGUAUGUGAUUAAAAGCAAUGCAUUUGUCAAACAGAA